AUGCUCCCUUUUGGUUUUUUUGUAUACUUGUUUUUGGGAUUGUGCCAAUUGUUCAUUUCAAGUUUUCUUUUAACGACUAUUCUGGUGAAAUUGAGAUUAAGGCAGAAAUAUUCUAUUUUUGCGGGUGAGAUAGGAAACUUUUUUCCAAAUAAUAUUUUAAAUUCAUUCAGUAAAAUUCAUAGUUGAUAUAAUUGUUGCGAUUCUGCUGAUCUCACUUUCAUUUUUGGAUAGACAUUCUGAUGAAAGGACGUGUAAUGCGACGCUGGUUAUUUCGACUUCGAUUCCACUCUUACAGGUUGGUAUAUUUAAAAGCACAAGAUAAGAAAGACAUUUUUGAAAAAUGUGAAAAUCUGUAUAAAAUUGUAUGGUCUAUUACCUUUAAAAUUAAAAUUAUUCCCACUGCUCUAAAAAGUUGAGACUAAAAAUCUUGCAGGUUCUCCUACUCCUAUGUGAAGUAAUCGAUUGGUCUCUUGCUGCAUUUUCACCAGUCUACUUUCAUCAUUCCUCACUUUUCACAAGAAUUUUACCAUUUCUAGCCGGAGCUGUUUGUUAUGCUGUAAUUCUUGUCGCUCUUGUUGUCAUUGGUAAGCAAAUUGUUUUAAAUAAAUCGUACUUAUCUUUGAAACAAAAUUGAUAUUUUCAGAUAUGACAACUGACAACACACAGUGCAUAGAUUCACCAGAAGCUUCUGCUGUUACCCAAGCCUAUGACUUUUCUUUGGCAAUCACCACUGUUUGUGUUUUGGGUCUCGCAGUUUUAUUGCACAAAAAUUUGAAUGGCGCAUAUUUCAAACCUGUGAUGUUGCAUUUUAUCGCCACAUUAUUUCUAGAAGAAUUUCCCCUGAUUACAUGUAUUUUGCUGAAAUAUUCGAAUAAUGUGAGUUGUUUUCCAAAUUCUAUUUUUAAUCUUAAUUUAUGACGUGGGAUUGCUUAUUCAAAAAAUUCCAGAAUUCCGCAAUAAUCGCAGCCGAUGUCACAAAUUGGCUUGUCUGUGUUCAUUCAUCUCUUCAUUCUGCAUAUUUUAUAUAUAAUCAUCAAGAUUAUCGGGUAAUUAAUUUUUGAAGGCUCCAAAUUCUUUUUACAAAAAAAAAUAAAACUGCCUAUAAGUAUUUCAAGUGUACCUAAAUAUUAAUUUCAGGAAAGUGCGGUCCAAUUAUUCUCAAAACUAUUGCAUAAUCGAGAAAGGUAG
Messenger RNA from Caenorhabditis angaria, 1188 nucleotides. The record is from the annotation of a GenBank genome assembly. NCBI's taxonomy places the organism in Eukaryota, Metazoa, Nematoda, Chromadorea, Rhabditida, Rhabditidae.